Messenger RNA from Coturnix japonica (Japanese quail), 6978 nucleotides. It is a transcript of the gene CEP170, whose product is annotated as centrosomal protein 170. The record is from RefSeq and is a predicted model, not a curated record. Lineage: Eukaryota; Metazoa; Chordata; Aves; Galliformes; Phasianidae. Gene Ontology annotation, molecular function: protein binding. Gene Ontology annotation, cellular component: centriole.
GUGUGAGUUGGGGCGGCGCCUGCGCAGCGCGGCGCGGCUGUGCCCGUUAGCCGCUAUGUGCCGGGAAUAACGUUGCCGCGGUUGCCGGAGGAACGCGGAACGGAGCGCCCCGCCCAGCGGGGCCGCACGCUCAGCGAACAGCCGGAGCCGCCGCUAUCGGCAGCGGGUCGUCCCCGCGGCGCGGAGAGCCUCCUCGGAGGGGAUGACGUAGCUUUGCCAAGGAUUUAUCAGCUAAGCAGAAAAUGAGCUUAACAGCCUGGUUUUUGGUGAGCAGUGGAGGCACCCGCCAUCGGCUGCCACGAGAAAUGAUUUUUGUUGGAAGAGAUGACUGUGAGCUGAUGUUACAGUCUCGAAGUGUGGACAAGCAACAUGCUAUACUUAACUAUGAAGCUUCUACAGAUGAACACUCGGUGAAGGAUUUAGGUAGCUUGAAUGGGACAUUUGUGAAUGACUCAAGGAUUCCAGAACAGACGUACAUCACCCUGAAGAUAGAAGAUAAACUGAGAUUUGGAUAUGAUACUAAUACUUUUACUGUUGUCAGAGGAGAGUUGAAAGUCCCUGAAGAAGCACUUAAGCAUGAGAAAUUUUCAAGCCAACUCCAGUUAUCCCAGAAAUCUUCCGAGACAGAAGGAUCAAAGCAAACCAGCUCCAAAAGUUCAGAGUCCAAAGAAGCAGACUCUACAUCUGAAGUGCACCACAAGACUACUGAAUCACUGAAAUCUGAAGAGAAAUCCGUAGAUCUUUCUACCAUGCCUCGUGGUACUCCUCUGUAUGGACAGCCAGCCUGGUGGGGUGAGGAUGAAGCUGAUGAAAAAGGUGGUUAUAAACCAGAUAGCAAACGUGAAGAGAAAAUGCAGGAAACAACAGCUUCGGGAUGCAGCACAGAUGGCAAGCAAGCUGAGGAGCAGUCUGCAGUUGCAAGUGAAGAACUUUAUCCUUUCUGUAGGGAGCCGAGUUAUUUUGAAAUUCCUACAAAAGAAUUCCAGCAGACUUCACAGGUAGCAGAGAGCGCUAUUCAUGAAAUUCCAACUAAAGACACCCAAAGCUCCCAUGCAGCAAGCGCGGGACAUGCUUCCUUUACCAUUGAGUUUGAUGACAACACACCAGGGAAAGUAACAAUCAAAGAUCACGUGACAAAAUUCACAUCUGAGCAGCGCCACAAGUCAAAGAAGCCUUCUUCCUCCAGUGGUCAGGACCUGCCUGGGCUUCAGACUGUGAUGAUGGCCGCAGAAAGCAAAGUAGCAGAUUGGCUAGCACAGAACAAUCCUCCUAGAAUGAUAUGGGAGCCAACAGAGGAGGAUUCCAAAAGUAUUAAGAGUGAUGUUCCAGUCUACUUGAAGAGACUGAAAGGGCAUAAGCACGAUGAUGGUACACAGAGUGAUUCAGAAAAUGUUGGUGCCCACCGGCAUUACAGUAAGCGAGCAGCACUUGAAGAGCAUUUGAGGCACCACCAUGCAGAGCUGAAAAAGUCGCACCAGAAAGUCCAUUCCACAGAAAAGCAGCAAGAACAAGCUGGUGUGAAUCAGACUGCUUUUAUGAUUGAGUUUUUUGAUGAGGACCAUCCUCGAAAGAGACGUUCUUACUCUUUUUCUCAGAAUGUAGGAGCUCUGUGCUCAGAAUCUCCAUCUCCAACACCUCAUGUGCGAGCUGAAAGAGCAAAAGCUACAUCAGGUGAGAAAGCUGCACCUUCGUGUGUGCAGGGUAGUUCAUCACAUCAUAGAGCAGCACACAGUGUUCAUGCAAAACUUUUAAAACAAAAAUCUGAAGAUCCCUCUGCUGCUUUACCUGUCUUUCAAGCAGCCUUGUUAAGGAGUUCAGGAAGCCUUGGCCACAGGCCUAGUCAAAACCAGGAGAUGGACAAAAAGUUGAAAAGCCAACAUAUUUCUGCUGCUACUGAGAAGGACAACGAGGACGACCAGAGUGACAAAGGUACUUACACAAUUGAGUUGGAAAAUCCCAAUUCUGAAGAAAUGGAAGCACGUAAAAUGAUUGACAAGGUAUUUGGAGUGGAUGACAGCCAGGAUUAUAAUAGGCCUGUUAUCAACGAGAACGAGAAAGAUUUAGUAAAAGAUUGGGCUAUAGAUUCUACUACAGUAGUACUGGAAGAAAAAAGACCACUGAGUACAACUGGAUUUCUUGACACAGAGGAAGGUUCUGUUGCCCCUGGAAGUAAACGUUGGGUAUCGCAGUGGGCUAGUUUGGCUGCCAAUCACACACGUCACGACCAAGAUGAUAUCAGAUUGGAGUCUCCUGUUCCUGCACCAUUAGAAAAUGACACAGAUAUCAGUGAGUCUGGUAUUUCCAUCAGAAGCGCUGGUUCAGCUACUUCUGUGACUAGCCAAGGUGAGCGAAGGAGAAGGACGCUUCCACAGCCUCCCAAGGAGGAGAAAAUGAGUGAAGGCUCCAGAACAAAAAGUACAUCUUAUCAGAGAUCAGAAAUUGGUGAAAAGCAGGACACUGAGCUUCAAGAGAAAGAAACUCCAGCUCAUACCUCAGAUACUGACAGCAGAAGUAUAGCUAAGUCAAGCAGAACAGUGAAUGGCCUUUCACCCAAAGCAACAGGAGAGAAAGUUUUUUCUUCCUCUAGUUCUUCCAGUAAAGAGAGAGCUGAAACUGGCAGAGAAACUUCUGUGGUGAAACAAGCUUUAGCAAAAAUUCAACAAGAACGAAAGGAGCAGGGACAGUGGACACCCUCAAAAUCUGCUACAAACCUAGUUGAGAAAGAUAAGGAGGAGAUUGCUGUGCCACGCAAAACUUGGGAUAUUCCAGACAAAGCUCCUGGGCAUGAUAAGGCAGCAAUGAAGUUAGCACAGAGUGAGGGAAAAAGAAGAAAUGAAGAAAGUAUUAGAGGACAAAGUCCUAAAGCAUCAGGAGAAAAAAAGGAAUCUUCAAAACCGUUAGUGAGGCAAGGCAGUUUUACUAUAGAUAAGCCUAGCACAAAUAUACCCAUAGAGCUUAUUCCUCACAUUAAUAAGCAAAGUGGAUCUGCUGCCCCUUUAGCAUCUGCAAACAGAAUACGUGACAGGAGUGAUUCAAUGGACACUGAUUCCAGUCUAGAUACAACGCUCAUUUUGAAAGACACUGAAGCUGUAAUGGCUUUCCUUGAAGCUAAAUUGCGUGAAGAAAGUAAAACUGAUGAAGGUCCUGAGACUCCUAGCUAUAACAGAGAUAAUUCCAUAUCACCAGAAUCAGAUGUAGAUACAGCCAGCACAAUCAGUCUCGUUACUGGUGACAGUGAAAGGAAAUCCACGCAGAAACGCAAGAGUUUUACAACCUUAUAUAAAGAUAGAUGUUCCUCUGGUUCCCCUUCGAAGGAUGUUGUAAAAUCUUCUGCAACAAGUGCCAGAGAAAAAAUGGAGAAGAAAACUAAGAGUCGGUCUUCAGAUAGUGGAUCCAAAUCUGAUGCUCGCAAAUCAGUGCAAUCCAGUGGAAGGAUGAGACAACCAUCAGUAGACUUGACAGAUGAUGACCAAACGUCUAGUGUACCUCAUUCUGCCAUUUCCGAUAUCUUAUCAUCUGACCAGGAAACCUACUCUGGCAAAUCACAUGGAAGAGUUCCUUUUGCCUCAGCAGAUGAACUUUUGCAUUCUAAAAUGGAAGGGAAGUCAGCUAAAUCAAAAGGCUCUCCUGUCGUACUUGGACAAUCUAGUAAAUCUACCACUCUUCCAAGACCUCGUCCUACAAGGACUUCUCUUCUGCGCAGAGCACGACUUGGUGAAGCCUCAGAUAGCGAGCUUGCUGAUGCUGAUAAAGCUUCAGUGGCUUCUGAAGUGUCCACUACAAGUUCUACAUCAAAACCUCCGUCAGGGAGGAGGAGUAUUUCCAGAAUAGACUUACUUGCUCAGCCCCGCAGAACUCGACUUGGCUCUUUAUCAGCACGUAGUGAUUCAGAAGCAACAAUAACCAGAAGCACUGCUUCAUGUCGUACUCCAGAAGCUAUUAUCAGAAGUACAAGGUUGACAUCAGCAGAAGCUAGUAAAGUUUCUGCUAGAACUCGAGCCAAUAGCAUUUCUCGACUUUCAGAUUCAAAAUCCAAAUCUUUGGCUUCAGCUCAUAAUUCUCCCUCAGAGAAACCCAAGCUUCUCCCAGACCCAGAUCCUGAUGUUGAAACUUACAGUGUAAGUGCAAGAUGGAGGCGCUUUCCUACAGAUUAUGCUUCCACCUCAGAAGAUGAAUUCGGAUCAAACCGUAAUUCCCCUAAACAUACCCGUCUACGUACCUCUCCAGCCCUGAAAACCACACGACUGCAGAGCACGGGGACAGCAACUCAAAGUAGCAAUGCUUUCAAGCACAGAAUAAAAGAACAGGAAGAUUACAUACGUGAUUGGACUGCUCACCGAGAAGAAAUAGCAAGGAUCAGUCAAGAUCUGGCUCUCAUCGCACGGGAAAUCAACGAUGUAGCAGGAGAAAUAGAUUCAGUGACUUCAUCAGGCACUGCCCCCAGUACCACAGUAAGCACUGCUGCCACCACCCCUGGCUCUGCCAUAGACACUAGAGAAGAGUUGGUUGACCGAGUAUUUGAUGAAAGUCUCAAUUUUAGAAAAAUCCCUCCACUAGUGCAUGCCAAACCACCAGAGGGGAACGGUCAGCCUCACGAAGCCAGACCUCAGCUACCAGAUGUUAUGGAUCCCCCAAAAAUUACCCGAAGAAGGACUUGGAGCAGAGAUGAAGUUAUGGGGGAUAGUUUGCUGUUGUCCUCAGUCUUCCAGUUUUCUCGCAAGAUAAGACAAUCCAUUGACAAAACAGCUGGUAAAAUCAAAAUAUUAUUUAAGGACAAAGACAGAAAUUGGGAUGAAAUUGAGAACAAGUUACGAGCAGAAAGUGAAGUUCCUAUUGUGAAAACAUCAAGUAUGGAAAUAUCAUCAAUCUUACAGGAACUGAAACGAGUUGAGAAGCAGCUCCAAGCUAUUAAUGCUAUGAUUGACCCCGAUGGCACCUUGGAUGCUCUGAGCAACUUGGGAUUUGCCAGCCCCAUCGUGCCAGCUCAGCCGAAGCAGAAGUCCAGUCCUGUUUCCCAGAGCGCCCGUCCCCAUGUGCAGCCAAACUGCCAGCCCGAGGUGAGGGCUGCCCGCCCCACUGCCGGCCCUACUGCAGCUGAACUGGGGACCACUGAAUCUGAGUCAGACUUCAGCAUCCAUUUCAAUAGGUUUAAUCCAGAUGGCGAAGAGGAAGAUGCCACUCUGCAUGAAUGACAUCUCACUGUUGGUACUGAUACCCUUCGUGUGGAAUGUCUAGAAAUGGAAAGAUCACAAUAUUGGUUUUAUGAAUAAAAAGGCAACAAACAAAAGGCUUGGUCAAACAGCAGUUGUUUUAUUAAACCAGUUUUCUUUAACUGUAAUUCUUUGCUUGUCACACAAAUCCCUUUCAAAUCAUAAAGACGUGCAUAGAGUGUAGGAAAGCAGAUUGUGGCAGAUUUGCCCUUUGUGGUUGUGCGCUUUGCAAAGAAAUUAUAUCGGCCAUUUUCCCUUAACAGAUUUACUUUUUUUUUAAAGCCAUGUGAGCAGUCUAACAUUUAAUGUUACCAAAACCCCAAAUCUCUUUGCCAAGCUACUCUAUGUAAUGGCCCUCCUCCUCUAAAGUUUGUACAGAACUGUUGAACAGUUACGCUCAAUUUUGGUUUAGAUGAUUUAUAUAGGAAACGUUAUCUUUGGCUACAGUGACACAUUACUGCAAAAGGUAAGACGGAUUUCAGAAAGCAUUCAUUCUCGUGUGCUGGGAAUCUCCAACAGUUCUGUGUUUUGUAUAACCUUGUUGCUGCGUACAUUGUCUUGGGGUUUACGAACUUCACGUGUUAUGUUUGCACUAAGAUUUGCUGGGAGUGGUAGGUGAACAUAUCGAUACCAUUUAACCGCAGCGGUGUUUUGGUGUACAUAGAAAACUGGUAAUACCAUACUUGUAUUAACAGUGCAGUGUUUUAAUCCACUUUCCGAAAGGAUUAUUUGGCACUUUUUGAUCUUCAGAUGUCUUUUUGAUGUUCAUAAAAGUAGAAGUAUCUCGUAUCUCAUCUCUGCCCAAAGUUAGUUGGAAUUAGAGAACAAAUCUAAACAUACAGAGACAUGGGAUAUUUUAAAGCAUAUUCAGGCAAGUGGGCUCUCACCAAUUUGAAUGCAACGUAAGCUUCUUUAAAAAAGACAAAAAAAAAAAAAAAGACUAUUUCUUGAAAUGAUGAUGAGAUGUAAAAUUUUGUUUAGGAAUUCGGGCAUAGAAUUGUCAUAUUUACCUUCGUCAAUAGAUGCACUCCCAAGCAAAUGAUUUUAAUUUGCUUCUGUAUAUUUUCCUGUAGUCUUGCUAGUAAAACUGUCUCUGUCUUACAUAUUUAAAAGGAUUCUGGAAGAAGACUGCUAACAGACAUUUUGCUUACACCACUGAAAAGCAAGUCUAUUUAAAGUUUCCUAUAUAAGCUUAUUUUCCUUAUAAGUUGUCCCGGUAACUUAACAUUUGGAAAUAAUAAUAAAAGCAAAAGUAAAUUACUUUGUAUUUCCAGAACACUGUAAUUUGGAGGAAUGUUAUUUCUGUUAAAUGUAACUAAUAGACUGGAAUUUUCCUAUGUUUGCAUCGGUCUCUAUAUAUUAAGGUUGAAGAUACAGUUUUGCAGCUUUUAUGAAAUGGUCUUUAAUAUUUCAGCAAUAAUCCUAUAUGAUGUUUGUUUAAAAGAGAAACCUACUUUCUGUACGCUUUUACAUUGUACAGGCUUUCAGGAGUCAGGAAAAGUUGGACCAGUUAAUAAAAACGCAAAAACUUUUUUUGUAGAGAUGUAAAAACAAAACCACUAAUCUGUUGUAUAAUGGAUUUCAUAUUUUCUUUAAAAAAAGAAUUAAAAGCAGACAGCCUUCAUGUAUGACUCAACGAUGCUCUACUCCAGCUAACUGUGGAAGCCUGAACUACACUAGUUUACAGAGGCUACAAGAGAAGUUUUAGAAGGUGCAGAAGGGCAAAAACAAAUAGAAACUAGAGCUAGGUAUCGAAACAGAGUGUAUC